Gossypium arboreum is the source of this 721-nucleotide messenger RNA. RefSeq lists its product as uncharacterized. NCBI's taxonomy places the organism in Eukaryota, Viridiplantae, Streptophyta, Magnoliopsida, Malvales, Malvaceae. Bases 76 to 570 code for a protein of 164 amino acids. The transcript has a single exon. The record is from RefSeq and is a predicted model, not a curated record.
AUAUAAAUCCACCGCUUCCAUGCUCCAACUCUGAAACCAAACCACGCAUAACAAGUUCACACUACUCUUCUCAACAUGGAAACAGCAUCUUUUUGCAACGCAACAACACACAAUUUUAUUACUUCAUCUCUACCCAUUAGGAGGAUAGUCAAACAGCUUCCAAAACCAUGUCAAACUCAAACUCAUAAUUGCUGUCACUCGGGGAUGCCAUUAGGUUUUAGAGGUUCGCAGGGUCAUGGUUUAAAUACUAAGUCAAAGCAGCGUUAUGGUGAUGCAGUAGCAGCAAGGUGUGCGGCUUGGGAUUCAGGGCUUCUGGCUGAGUUAGAAAGAGAACUGGAGGCUAAAGAAGAAGAAGAAUGGGUGAAAGUGGGAAGGCUGAGAGAGAAAUGCAAGGAAAGGAAAGGAACGGUGGAGUUGUUGGAGUGUUUGGAAAGGGAAGCAAUACAAGGGGAAGACCAUGGAAGAGAAGCUAGUGAUUACAAUAGAAGGGCCCAGAUCUUUGAUAAGAGUUCCAAGGUUUUCCGGGCUCUCAAAGCACGCACCCAACCUACUCACUCUCAAAACUCUUGAUUCCCUUUUUCUUUUUUAAUGUAAUUGUAGUGAUUCUAAUCUACAAAGUGAAAAUAAUGUCACCCCAAAUGGCUUUUCCCCUUCUGUUCAAUGUAUUUAACUUGUAGCAACUUGAAAAGCAUAUAAAGUAGCUUAUGGAACUUUUAUAGAA